CACCACUCACAUCUCACCAUUCGAUGGAUGCACAGUACCCGUUGGCCCUGCACUCGUGACCUCAUCUCCCGUACCAGGUCGCUCCCAACCAAGUAAAGAAACGCGAGAGAGGGGCGGAACAGAGGACGACAUCGCUCGCAAAGCAACGGUCAAGCAUGGUCGAUUCCACCGCCGAGCCAGUCAGCAGCUCUGCCCACGCUAGCACCUCUCCCAGAAGACCCUUCUCCCUUGCCUCAGCUUUUGAGAGCGUGCGCAACUCCAUUCAUUCCCAAUUCCCAUCCAGCGCAUCCGCUGCUCACUCACAAGGAGCUGAGGAUGCAACGCAAGCCGGUACAUCCGGUCUACCCGCCCCGCAACUCUCGUCCACCUCCACAUCCACUCCUCCAUCAGACUGGCCGCCUCUCAUCUCUGAACGCAAACUAGCAAGGUUGUUCCCCGAUCAUUCGACGCGCGAUGCUGUGCGACAAUUCUACAAGGAGAGACAGCUGGAUUGGGAUUGCGAUGCGCAGAGUCUGGGAGAGAGGAAUGAGAGCAACAGAGCUGCUGCUGCCCUGUUUGAUCUGCUGGUCAGAUUGGAUGUGCAAGGUGCUUCGGAUGCAGAGCACGAGCUUCCUGCAAGAUUGGUGAGCGGAUUCGAAGGCGGUUCAUCGAACAGUGCGCAAAAGAGUACAACCGAGCGAUCAAAGUCGACUGUGGAUCGUUCAAGAGCGUGGGAAGCGCACGAUGUGCUGCAAGCUAUCGACAAGAAGGACGUGGAGACGUUGAUGCGUAUUCGAGAUGCAUCUUUCGACCUCUUGCUGGAUGCUGGUGGAGCAACAAAGAGCGCUUCCAUUUCCAGCAUGCCUUUGGGAUACGCCAUAUCUCUUGGUCCCGCUUGGGAAGGCAUCGCAAUCGUGCUAGUGGGCGCCAUGAGCAGAUUUGUAAAUCAGUUGCCGGACGAGCAGGCUCAGCAUCGAAGGGCUGAUAUCAGAGCUGGCAAACACGCGCUCAGAAAAGGCACUCUUCAGACAGACACUAUCACGCAAGCGAGACUGCGAAAGCUGCGGGUUAAUCUCAAAUUGGCAAUCGACCACUCCAUCUCGCUCUCGCAGGUGCCUCUAGUGACUUCCUAUGUUCAAGUCCUGUUCAUGUCCGAGGGAUCUACUUUUCUUCACGACGGCUCUCUAGCCGUGCAGAGGGCGCUCUUGCCGCACACGCACGACUCCGCCUUAUCUCCCCCCGCUCUCAACGUAGCGCGAGGAGCGGUGGAACGCUUCGUUGCUCCUCAUCUACGAAGUCGAGCAGGAGCCAAUUCGGGCAAGUCUUCCUCCUCAGCAUCCUCAGCUGUCGCGAGCAUAGCGGCGCUAGAAGAUUUGAUCGCCAACGCGAGUUUGGACCUCGUGCUGUUGGCCCUUUGGGAUCUGGUGCUCUUGCGUCAGAGCGAGUGGGAUGUACUUUCUGGCACAACCGCGCCAGCUGGUGCAAACACGAGCAACGCAUCUCCCAACACCUCCAACGCCUUGUCUCUCAAUGCAGAAGAGCUUCAAGAUCUUUCCGAUCCUUUACCACUCUUCUUCUUUGCUAGGGAUGACAGGAUGACUUUGGCUUAUCUGCAGCGGAGCAAAUUGCUCGAAAAGGCCUUGGCUAGCUUGGAUUUGAGUCGUAAUGCCAGCAGCAAGAGGGAGAGGAGGGCACUGCGGAUAGCUAGGAAUGUGGUCCUGGCCCUGCAAGAUGGAGCUAGGCGAUUGAGCGCCAAGGAGAGGGAGGAGAAAGUGGCGAGAGUCUUGCAGGCUGAGGGAUGCUGAAUGAUCAAUGCUCAAGCUUCAAUCCGCAAGCCAGAAAAAGGCGCGCGACGAGAAAAGGUUCGAUGCCUAGUCCAAGACGAUGUUCCAGGGAUGUAAUUUACAGCAAGAUGAAGGAGUGAGUUGAGAUGUAUGCGUACAAUUUAGCACAGAGAUGCAGUGUGAAUGCACUGAGGAGGAUUCGUGUCCCGGAGAGAAAUGCAAAGGAAAACACACGCUAGAAACGUUUGCAUGCGUAGACGAUCAGGUGGCGCCCUCUGGAGCCGGCG
Messenger RNA from Ceraceosorus guamensis, 2050 nucleotides. RefSeq lists its product as hypothetical. Bases 156 to 1784 code for a protein of 542 amino acids. The record is from RefSeq and is a predicted model, not a curated record. The transcript is spliced from 2 exons. NCBI's taxonomy places the organism in Eukaryota, Fungi, Basidiomycota, Exobasidiomycetes, Ceraceosorales, Ceraceosoraceae.